AUGAAUAGAAGAGAUAUAGUAGAAAAUGAAUUGAUAUCAAUUAAGGAUUACAGCAAAAAAUAUCCUUAAUUGUGUAAAGUGUUGGAAUCAAAUUUGUUAGAAUUAGAUAGUCAUUCCUUAUUAUAGCAAUUAUUACCCUAAAUUGUCAGUUCAAAAAAUAUUAAAUUAAUUUAAUAAGGAAUAGGAUUAAUCUAGAAAUUGCAGCAUUUGUCAUCAUUAAAUACAAAUGAUCUUGAUAUCAUAAUUGAAUAUUUUAAUAUUUCAAAAUAGCAGCAGGAUGAAACAAUUGACAUAAGGUUAGUGUCAACUUUGAUUCACAUUAUUGGUCCUGAUAUCAUCGAUUUUUAAAAUUCAAAUCAAAUACUUAAGGUCUUAGAUAUGUUAAUUUACUUUUCCUCUUCCAACAAUCCAAUAAUAGCCUAAUCAUCAAUAUAAGGUAUUCUUACUAUUAGCAAUGUGUUGGAGGAACUACUAUAGAACUAAUAGAAUAAUAAUGCAGUAUUGCAAUCCUAUUUUGAAUUAUUAGAAUUAUUUUUUAAAAUAUUUCAAGAUAAGGAGCAAUCAUUUAUUUAUGUAUCAAACAACUUAAUAUUAUGCAAAGAUAUUUUCAUCAUAAUUCUGAAAUGCGGAAAAUAUUUACAGUAAAUCAAGCAAUUUCAUACUUUUUAUCAUGAAACUUUAUAUACUUACUUAAAAAGUAUUGAUUUAGUUUAGGAGUCAAACAUAAUGAAUAAAAUUAACACAAUUCGAUUAAUAUUCAAUUAUAUUUAAAUAGUAGAUGACAAAUUUGAUUUAAUUGCUCAGUUGAUGACUACAUAUAGCAAAUUAUAACAAUUUGAUUAAAGUAAAAUAGCAAUUCAUGACGGUAUAUUAUGUCUGUAUUCAAAUUUAACAAUAUUCAAAAAUUUAUUAAUAAGAUAACCAUUUGGUAAUAAUUUUAGUGAUUAUAACGAUUUAAUAUUGAAAUCCCUUUAUUAAUAUAGCCUUUUUGGAAUUAAAGAAUUUUUCACACAGUAAUCUCCAAAGCAGAAUAUUUUAAUAAACAAAUUAACGGCAUCUUAUAUUGAAUGUAAUUUGUAAAUGCUUCCAAAUAUUUUUGUUUAAUAAAUAAAAACUUUAAUUUAGAUAAUUACUGAGAAUAUAUAAAAAUUUCUUUAAUUAGAUGAAUUUCAAAAUGAGGGGACAGGUUUAUUAUAAGAAAUUAAAAACUAUAGUAGACUUAUACAAUCUCAAGUAUUUAACGGUGAAAAUGAAGAUUAGAUGGCAGAAAUUUAAGAAACUGAAAACGAUGAUAUAAGAUUUAAGACCUUUUUUGAUAAAUUAUGGCGACCUCUUCUAAAAAUUAUGAAGCAGAUUCUAAAAAUAGCUAAUAAUUAAUAAUAUAUCAAUUUAUUAGAAUAUUUAUAAUCUUGGACUUAGUUUAGUUUAGAGCAAGAUUAAACUAACACAUUUUAAUUGCUUAUCAGAUUUUUGGCUGCUUAAUCUGCUCCAUUAUCUUUAAAAUAUGAUGAGAAUGAUAAAUGGUUAAUAGCGUGCAAAGUAUUUGAAGAAAUUCUUUAUAAUAAUGUAAAUUUCUUAACAGCGAAAACAUGGAAUCUUAUUUUCUAAACAUUAUAAAGAAUAGAAUAAGUUGUUUCUAAAUCAACAUCAAUUAAGAUGACUACUGAGUUAUUUUAUCGGAGUUCUUAAUAUCAAGACACAACUGUAUUUUAAAUGGUAGACGGAUUAAAUUAACUAGCACUUUAAGUGUCAGAAAGACUUCAAAUAAGUCAAAAGAAAACUUUCGAUUCAAUUUAUAAAUCCUUUGCAAUUGAUAAACUAUUGCUAAUAAUUGAUAAUAAUUGGUAAAGAAUUCAUUAGCUUUGGACUAUAAUAGAUGCUUUAUAUUUCUGUCUAUGUAGUUCCAAGGUGAUGGAAAUGAGGCUUAAUGCUAUUCAUAAAUAUAGAGACACCAUUAUUUCAGGUAUUGAAUAUAGUAAAAAUAACAAAUGGAAAUGGGGAGACAAAUGGGUAUAAUAUUUGUUAAAUCCAUUAUCUGAAUUAAUAAUGUUGCCAUAUGAGGAUCUGAAGGAUAAUAUCUUAUAAAUAAUUUCAAAUUUAAUUCAUGAACAUCACAAAUAUUUGCCCUCAGAUGCUUUUCAAAUUUUUGUUUUAUUAUUUGAGGUUUUAUUAAAUGAUUUUUUUAGCAAAGAAGGCAUUCAACAAGAAUUAAGUUAAUAAGUGCAGAAAUAACUAAUUUUCAGAACUUAGUUAUCCAUCUAAUGCAUGUUUGAGAUACUAUCCAAUCAUAUUGAAGGUUUAGAUAACACAUCAAUAUGUAAAUUAGCCUCAAUAUUGAUUUAACUAGAUAAAGAAAGUCAUUUCAAUUUUGAAACUACAAAUAAAAUCAUAUAUAUGACUUGGCAAAUUCAAGAGAGGCUUGUAAAAUUAAAAAUCACAGACCAUGAGUUCUGGUAGAUUUCUAUGAAACUAUUUAAAAACUGUUUAGAUAAUCAAGACGAUCUAAAAUAUGCAUCAAUUCAUAUAUCAAGUUAAAUCUGCUGUAUAGCUUAGGAAUCUUAAUUUACAGAGAUGUUUUAAAUCCUGGAAGAAUUAAUUUAAUAUUCAAUGGAAUAUUUUCUUAAAGUUGAAUAGCAUUAGCUCUUGUUCAUUUAAUAGACUCCUAGGUUUCUAACAUUACCUAUGGAAACUCCUAAGUUCUCAGGAUCAAUUAAGUAAAUGGUUUUCGAUAAAUCUACAUCCUUAUAACUAUUUAAACAGUAGUUUGAAUUAGUAAAGUUGUGUAUCUCAAGAAUGAUAGAUGUGAUUAUUCAUAAAUCAUUAUAUCCUAAAUUCUACUAUUAUUUGCAAUUAUUUAAUCAGGCAUAAUGUGUUUAUGUAAAGCAUGAAAUAGCAAUGGCUUGUUAAAAGAUAAUAAAGUCAAAUUCAGAUAAACAGCUAAUAAUAGGGGCUAUUGAUUUCUUGAUUACUAUAAUUAACAAUGAAUAAACUUUAGAUGUGGAAGAUGUUUAAUUUUAUAUAGAGAAUAAAACCUUCUAAAUUUUUUGUGAUGUAAUUAAAUUAACGGUUACUAUAAAUCAUAAGAAAGGUUUGCAUGCUUUAUAGUUGCUGUUCAAUUUUUUAUGUUAAGAUCAAAUAAUCCUACAUUUGAAUGAUGAUAACAAUAUCUUCAAAUACUAUCAUAAAUCAUGUUUGUAAUUUGAUAUGCUUGAAGAAGAUAUAAUAGCAGAGUGGUUUCACUUUUUAAACUAAUAAAUCUCCUAAUUAAGUGUCAAUGCAAAGCAUCACUUAUUUAUUGAGUUUCUUAUCAAUAGUUUUGAAGCAUUAAUUAGUAAAAGACAACUAAACAAAAAUGAAAUAGAGGAAGUCAAUAAAUUUAUCGGUGUUCUAAAUGACUUUUUAAGUAAAUGCUAGUUAUUGAUGAAUGAUAAUUCUGAAAAACUGCAAUUAAUUUUGUUUCCAUCUCUAAACAAUAUUUUAAUUAGAAUGAUACCAUUUUUAGAUUACAAUUAAAUUGAAUAGUUAUUUGAACCGCUUAUUACGUCGUAAUUAGCAAAUUCAAAAAAAAGAACAUAAGAUUUGGUCUCCUUUUUUGUCAAUGAUGCACAAUCAUUUUUAAAUAGCGAAUAAUAAGAUGUUGUUGUUUAAUUGUUUACUAAUUAUUACAUCAAUAAAUUAAAAAUAUCAGAUCCAGAAUCACAAUAAUUGAUUAUAAUUAGUUUAGUGGCAAUUCUAGAGAGAGAUAAUUCAAUAGUAGAAAAAUUUUCAUUGUCUAUUCGAGUUUCUCUUUUAAAUAGCAUCCAUGAAAAUUUUUAAUUUUUCCUGAACGAAGAAAAUACUUCAUUGGAGAAAUAAUUGAAUAUUUAAUCUAUGUUAGAUUUUCUGAGUAGAUUAGAGAAAGAUGAUUUAAAAGAAUUUUAUCUGACAUUUGUAAAGAUGAUAAAAUGUGAAUCAUUAGAAAUCAGAACAAAACUUAUUACAAUUCUUAGUAAAUAUGUUUGA
This is a messenger RNA of Paramecium tetraurelia, 4002 nucleotides long. RefSeq lists its product as uncharacterized. NCBI's taxonomy places the organism in Eukaryota, Ciliophora, Oligohymenophorea, Peniculida, Parameciidae. The transcript has 10 exons. The record is from RefSeq and is a predicted model, not a curated record.